AUGACAUCCAGAUUUGGGAAAACAUACAGUAGGAAAGGCGGAAAUGGCAGUUCAAAAUUUGAUGAAGUCUUUUCUAACAAACGGACUACCCUUAGCACAAAAUGGGGAGAGACCACAUUUAUGGCUAAAUUAGGGCAGAAGAGACCCAACUUCAAAUCAGAUAUCCAAGAAAUUCCGAAGAAACCUAAGGUGGAAGAAGAAAAUACUGGCGAUCCUUUUGGAUUUGAUAGCGAUGAUGAAUCUCUACCAGUUUCUUCAAAAAAUUUAGCCCAGGGUAAGGGUUCCUCUCAUUCAGAAACCAGUGAAGCCGCUCAGCUGGAAGACUUCACUUCUGUACUUGAAGCUAAUAGCAACAUUAGCCAUGUGGUGGAUGAAGACAGUGUUGUAUCUGAUAAAUGCUUACAUUUGGAGGAUACUUUGCUUGAGAAAGAGAAGAGCACAAACCGAAUCUUAGAAGACGAUGCAAGCAAAAGUAGUUGUGCUAAAUUAAUGACUUUAGAUAAAGUGGAGAAUUUUAGUGACGAAUAUGAAAAGGAUAGUCACCAUAUUUACAAAAAUGCUGAAGACAGUACUAAGAAACCCAAUGCAGAAACUAUAGUGGCUCCUGGAUACAAAGCUGAUGAAAUCAAGGAAACAAAUGAUACAUGGAAUUCCCAACUUGGAAGAAGGUUAGAAUCUCCAUCAGAAAUAUCUCUGAUUAAGGGAUCUGUAAGAACUGGUUUGUAUGAGUGGGAUAAUGAUUUCGAAGAUGUCAGAUCAGAAGAUUGUAUCUUAAAUUUGGAUAGUGAUCCUCUUUUGGAAAUGAAGGAUGAGGAUUUAAAAAGUCGGUUGGAAAACCCAAACGAAGCCAUUGAGGAAGAAGACAUCAUGCAAAGUGUUCUUAGGCCAAGCAAUUGUAGGACGUACUGUAGGGUCAAUAAAGCAAAAUCUUCACAAGGAACAUCCAAUUUUGAUAAGCUAUUAGAUGGCACCAGUCAGGCCUUAGCCAAAGCAAACAGUGAGUCAAGUAAAGAUGGCCUGAAUCAGGCAAAGAAAGGCAGUGUAAGUUGUGGGACCAGUUUUAGAGGGACAGUUGGACGGACUAGAGAUUACACUGUUUUACAUCCAUCUUGCUUGUCAGUUUGUAAUGUUACCAUUCAGGAUACUAUGGAACGCAGCAUGGAUGAGUUCACUGCAUCAACUCCUGCCGAUUUGGGGGAAGCUGGCCGCCUAAGAAAAAAGGCAGAUAUUGCAACUUCUAAAACCACUACUAGAUUUCGACCUAGUAAUACUAAAUCCAAAAAGGAUGUUAAACUUGAAUUUUUUGGUUUUGAAGCUCAUGAGACAGGAGGUGAUGAAGGGGGUUCAGGGAGUUCUAAUUACAAAAUUAAGUAUUUUGGCUUUGAUGAUCUCAGUGAAAGUGAAGAUGAUGAAGAUGAUGACUGUCAAGUGGAAAGAAAGACAAGCAAAAAAAGAAAAACAGCUCCAUCCUCCUUGCAUCCUGUUCCAGAAAGCAAUAAUAAUUCCCGGGACAGUCAGUCUAAUACAAAUAACGCAGAAAACUUGGAUUUUACAGAAGACUUGCCUGGUGUUCCUGAAAGUGUGAAGAAGCCCCCAAGUAAACAAGGAGAUAAAUCAAAGGAAAAUACCAGAAAGAUUUUUAGUGGCCCCAAACGGUCUCCUACAAAAGCUGUGUAUAAUGCCAGACAUUGGAACCAUCCAGACUCAGAAGAACUACCUGGGCCACCAGUAGUAAAACCUCAGAGUAUUGCAGUGAGGCUGUCUUCAAAGGAACCAAAUCAAAAAGAUGAUGGAGUUUUUAAGGCUCCUGCACCACCACCCAAAGUGAUAAAAACUGUGACAAUACCUACUCAGCCCUACCAAGACAUAGUUACCGCACUAAAAUGCAGAAAAGAAGACAAAGAAUUAUAUACAGUUGUUCAGCAUGUGAAGCACUUCAAUGAUGUGGUGGAAUUUGGUGAAAAUCAAGAGUUCACUGAUGACAUAGAGUAUUUGUUAAGUGGCUUAAAGAGCACUCAGCCUCUAAACACACGUUGCCUUAGUGUUAUUAGCUUGGCUACUAAAUGUGCCAUGCCCAGUUUUCGGAUGCACCUGAGAGCACAUGGAAUGGUAGCAAUGGUCUUUAAAACCUUGGAUGAUUCCCAGCACCAUCAGAAUCUGUCCCUUUGUACAGCUGCCCUCAUGUACAUAUUGAGUAGAGAUCGUUUGAACAUGGAUCUUGAUAGAGCUAGUCUAGACCUAAUGAUUCGACUUUUAGAACUGGAACAAGAUGCUUCUUCAGCUAAGCUACUGAAUGAAAAAGACAUGAACAAAAUCAAGGAAAAAAUCCGCAGGCUCUGUGAAACUGUACACAACAAGCAUCUUGAUCUAGAAAAUAUAACGACUGGGCAUUUAGCUAUGGAGACGCUUCUAUCCCUUACUUCCAAACGCGCAGGAGACUGGUUUAAAGAAGAACUCCGGCUUUUGGGUGGUCUGGAUCAUAUUGUAGAUAAAGUGAAAGAAUGUGUGGAUCAUCUCAGUAGAGAUGAGGAUGAAGAGAAACUAGUAGCCUCAUUAUGGGGAGCAGAGAGAUGUUUACGAGUUCUAGAAAGUGUAACAGUGCAUAAUCCAGACAAUCAAGGCUACUUGAUAGCAUAUAAAGAUUCACAACUCAUUGUUUCAUCAGCUAAAGCAUUGCAACAUUGUGAAGAAUUGAUUCAGCAGUAUAACCGUGCUGAGAACAGUAUAUGCUUGCCUGAUAGCAAGCCUCUGCCUCAGCAGAAUGUCACUAACCACGUGGGCAAAGCAGUGGAAGACUGCAUGCGGGCCAUUAUCGGGGUGCUGCUCAAUUUAACGAACGACAACGAGUGGGGCAGCACCAAAACAGGAGAACAGGAUGGCUUGAUCGGCACAGCGAUGAACUGUGUGCUUCAGGUUCCAAAGUACCUACCUCAGGAGCAGAGAUUUGAUAUUCGAGUGCUAGGCCUAGGUCUACUGAUAAAUUUAGUAGAAUAUAGUGCUCGGAAUCGGCACUGUCUUGUCAACAUGGAAACGUCGUGCUCUUUCGAUUCUUCCUUCUGCAGUGGAGAAGGAGAUGAUAGUUUAAGGAUAGCUGGACAAGUUCAUGCUGUUCAGGCUUUAGUGCAGCUAUUUCUUGAGCGAGAGCGAGCAGCCCAGUUGGCAGAAAGUAAAACAGAUGAAUUGAUCAAAGAUACUCCCACCACUCAGCAUGAUAAGAGUGGAGAGUGGCAAGAAACAAGUGGAGAAAUACAGUGGGUAUCAACGGAAAAGACUGAUGGUGCAGAAGAGAGACAAAAGAAGGAGGAGGAAGAGGAGGAACUUGACCUCAAUAAAGCCCUUCAGCACGCUGGCAAGCAUAUGGAGGACUGCAUUGUGGCCUCGUACACAGCGCUGCUUCUUGGUUGUCUCUGCCAGGAGAGUCCCAUCAAUGUGACCACUGUGCGGGAGUAUCUGCCUGAAGGGGACUUUUCAAUAAUGACAGAGAUGCUCAAAAAAUUCCUGAGCUUUAUGAAUCUUACUUGUGCUGUUGGAACCACAGGCCAGAAGUCUAUCUCGAGAGUGAUUGAGUACUUGGAACAUUGCUAG
This is a messenger RNA of Pipistrellus nathusii (Nathusius's pipistrelle), 3585 nucleotides long. NCBI's taxonomy places the organism in Eukaryota, Metazoa, Chordata, Mammalia, Chiroptera, Vespertilionidae. The record is from the annotation of a GenBank genome assembly.